Messenger RNA from Diorhabda carinulata, 3663 nucleotides. RefSeq names its product structure-specific endonuclease subunit SLX4-like. The coding region runs from base 521 to 3577 and encodes 1018 amino acids. Gene Ontology annotation, molecular function: enzyme binding. The record is from RefSeq and is a predicted model, not a curated record. The transcript has 10 exons. Gene Ontology annotation, cellular component: nucleus; Slx1-Slx4 complex. Gene Ontology annotation, biological process: DNA replication; interstrand cross-link repair; resolution of meiotic recombination intermediates. NCBI's taxonomy places the organism in Eukaryota, Metazoa, Arthropoda, Insecta, Coleoptera, Chrysomelidae.
UUUACAUAAUAUCAAUAUUUUUGGUAUAUGAAGUAGAUAUGAUUAAUUACCAUUUGAUUUCAUUUAUGUUGUUAUGAAUUGACUACUUCAGCCUGUAUUGUGUCUAUGGUUUUAUAUGUAAAAUUGAAGAAAAAGUUAGGUUGUAAUUUGAAAUUUGGGUUUAGAUAUUAUGUGAUAAAGUCAAGUCUAAAAAAUAUUAAAUAAUUGCCAGCAUUUGUUAUGGCAGAUAAAGCUGAUUGGAGAAUCAAUGAAAAAUUCAGGAAACCGAGGCAAUCCAAAGGAACUCCAUUGUAUCGCCAAAGGAACUAUUUUGCUGUUGCUGGAAUAGUUUUUGGGGCAGUUAGCUGGUACAUUUAUAGUUUUUGGCCACAAUCUCAAAAAUUGAAGCAUUCUAUUAUCGAAGGAAAGUUUGAUAUGCCAGAUGGUUUGAAAAUAAAAAUUGAUCAUAUACAAGCAUCACUUAAAGGUGGUGGCGUUGAAGAACUUUUAGCUAAAGCCAGAGAAAGAGAAAUUGAAAAACAUGCCCCCGAAAUCCCGGAAGAACAAUCAUGGCUCAGCAAAAUCACUAGAUCAUCACCUAGUCUCUAAAAAUGAUAGUAAUAGAUCUAAGACCUCACACCCAUCUACUUCCACACAGAAUUCAUCAUCUGAGGAAAUCGAUUCGCCAUAUAAAAAUUUUUUAGGCAAAGUAAAACAUACUAGUCUAAAAAGUGACAGUGAUGAUGAUUUUAAAACACCGGUGAAAAGUAUUCGAAAAGUAAUGAAACAAGUACAAUCAAAAAAGAGAAAAACAAAUUUAAAGAAAUCAAACCAGACCAUACCUAAUCUUAUUUUAAAACGUACUAGAGAUAAUUUUAAUAAUUUGGAUGUGAAUCCUGAACAUUUACAAAUGGCUUUAGCUUUAUCAAAAUCUACGUAUGCUGAAGAAUAUCCUGAAAUCAAUAAAGAAACUCCAGAGCAGGACUUACCUUCAUUUUUAUCACCAAAACAGAUCCCUAAAAUUACAACCUUUCUGGAAAAAUAUGGUUUCAAAUCCUCCAGGCAAAAAUUCCAAACAGAACGAGGUUAUUCAGAAGAAGCAAGGAAAAUUAAGAGCUCCAAAUUUCGUUUUAUAACACCGGUCCUAUACAUUCGCAAUGAGGAAGAAAGAAAACAAUUAAUCAAUUCCAAAGUAGCAAUCAUUUUAAAUCAAAAUAAUGAAACCCUGCUAGACAAAAUGAAAGAAAUAGAUGAAAACGUAAACAGUUCAAUUUUGAGUGAAUACGUUCAUGAUAAGAAAUGCUGGAAAGCUAGUGAUCUUAAUGAAUUAAACAGUUAUGUUUGUCAUUCGCUUCAAAUUCCAUAUGUAAAAUCUGCAGUUGGUUGCCUAUUGAAAAAUUGGAGUGAAAUACCUGGCAGAGAAGAGUCACCAACACGAACAAAGAAAUGUGAAGAAAUAGAUUUACAGAAAGAAAAAGGAAAAAUAGAUAAAGUUGGAGGGGCAACAAAAUGUGAGUUUGAUGGUAUAACUGAUUUGGAGACUAGGAAAAGUAUAGAACCUGAAGAGAAAAAAUUGUGCACAAAUUCAAAUAUUCAUGAAGAUUUACAAAAAGAAUUAGAUGAAGUGGAAGUAACAAUAAUACAUGAAUUUGAUGACAUAACUGAUUCAAUAACUAACCAAAGUGUAGAUAAAGAAACAGAAGAAGUAGAUUUGUAUACAAAUUCAAAAAUUUAUGAAACAAUAAAUUUACAGAAAGAAUUAGAUGAAGUAGAGGAAACAGUAAUAUCAGAUACCUUCAAUGAGCUAACCAAUUCCACUGCAAAAGUAGAAUUGAAAACUGACAAAGAAAAUGUUGAUAAUGAAAAUAUUUUUGUAGAAGAAAAAGAGCAAUUCGGUGUUAUACAAAACAUUGCUUCUUGCAGUAAGGUCACUGAAGAAAGAAUUGACCAAUGUAGCUCUCCAGAUUUAUUUUCUUCUGAAGAUGAAUUGGAUAUGUACAAAUUAUCACCAGUAAAUCAAUUAACUGAAAAUACCAACAAGGGUUUAGAAAUUUCCAAAUUGCCACAUUUUAAUAAAGAAUCCAAAAAUGGCAAGUCAGAUAAAAAUGAGCAUACAUCAAGAACUGAAAAAUCUUUUGAAUAUAAUAGAAUCGAACAUUAUGAAAGUUCCUUUGAAGAUAUCACUGAAAUUGAAGAAAUUAUAGAUUUAACUCAAAAUUCUGAUGAUGAUAUCAAAAACCCUAGAGAGAACUCAGAAAAACGUAGUAAUAAUAUCAAGUCACAUCGAAUGGACUUAUCUGGACGAAAUCUUGAAAUUAAUCCCAAAAAAUCGUUUGGUACCAAAUAUUCAUCUUUAGAUUCUGGUAAUGCUUCUUAUGAAUAUAAUUCUACAAAGUCAUUGAACGUUACUGAUUAUGUUAUGGAAUUUCUAAAUUCACAAGAUGAUGGAGAUGAUCAAAAUAAUCUUGAUUUUCUCAGCCAAAGUCAAAAUAAUGCUAGUUCGCAAGAAAGUAUGAUUUUAUCUGAAGAUGAAGAAUUGAAUUAUUCAAAUAAAGUUAGUGCCAAUAAUGAAAAAACCCUAUUCCAUUUAGAAAAUACCUAUCAAAAUGACACUUGCUCAAAUAAGGAACAUGAUGCUGCUCUAGCAGAAAAGGCAGAAGACAAUCCUGAUAUUUUAAGUCAAAGUUCAAUAGAAAGUAUAAUUGUAUUAAGCGAUGAAGAAUUGAAUUACUCCAAUAGAAUAAGUGCCAAUCAUAAAAAAAACAUUUUCGAUUUAACAAAUUUUGAUAAUACAGUUAACGAUGAUCCUGAUACAGAUUAUAAAAAUGAAGAACUGGAUGCUAUACAUGCAGAACUAACAAAUAAAUACAAACCAAAACAAGUCCAUCAAAAUGAAGCUAAUAGUGAUAGUAGUAAAGGGUCAACCAUUACUACAUUAGUUGAGUCUCAUACAAAUGAUUUUACGCCAGAAAAGAUUGACAAUAACAUUGAAAAUAUUUCCACCCCCAAUGAGAAUAUAAUAAUAAAAACCAAUGAUGUCACUCCUAUGCCUGAUUUUGAUACAAUGGAUACCCCAAAUGUCAUAGCGGAAUUAGAUAAAUUCGGUAUAAAACCUUUGAAAAGACGCAGGGGAAUACAACUACUGAGGCAUAUCUAUGAUUCAAUGCAUCCAUACGUAAACUUAGAUAAUGGAACAACUUCAUACGAAGGAGAAGACAGGAGAAUAAAAAAAAGAAAGUUGACCAACGAAUUUGAAAUUAAUAAUAGAGAAAAUAUAAAAAUUGUUGGAACGGCCAUAAUCGAAAGUGAAAAUGAUGGUGAUUUGAUAUUCGAAAGAAAAUGUUCAAAGAAAAUAGCAUCCUGCUGUAUUCCUUUACAAAUUGCUUGGUUUAAUUUUUUGAGUUGCAAUCCAAUGUUGGCUGAAAGUAUUGUCCUGUAUGAACCGAUACAACUAGAAGUAAUUCAUUCAAUGUUGAAAGAACAGUCGGGAUGCAAUUUUCAUAUUCAGGAUAUAAUUACGUUUUUUGAUAAAAAAUGCAUUACUUUCCGAACGAAUCAAUGGCAAGUUAAUAAUAAGAAAAUUAAAGAAAUGAAGUAGAUGUUAUCAAAAUAUAAAGGACUAUUUCUAAACUAUUAACUGACGAUUUUAUAAUAGUUAUGUACAUUAAAUUAAACUUUUAUAUA